Molecule: messenger RNA, 564 nt
Organism: Mesocestoides corti
Lineage: Eukaryota; Metazoa; Platyhelminthes; Cestoda; Cyclophyllidea; Mesocestoididae
Source: the annotation of a GenBank genome assembly
AUGCAGCUGUCUGUUACUACUAUUAUCAGUGAUAUGAUUAUUGUUUACAUGAAUCCGUCCAGUCGCAUGUUCUUCAACCAAUGCAUCCGACCGUCUAACAGAAGUUCGAGCGAUCGAUUCCUGGAUUCGCACCAUCAGCAGCUGCUGCUUCUCUGUCACCUGGCUGCAUCCUCGAAGCACAUCCCUCUUCUCAGGCGCAGCAGCAGACUUUGCAACGCGCCACUGGUACACGAUGUCACCUUGAUGUGCUACCCUUCCGCUGGUUCCAGUGGCGAGAGUGCCGGUGUGCGCUUGAUUGCAACGCUAGUUCAAUCCCUGCUGACGCAUUAUCGAACAUCUAGAUGGGCUGAUCUGCCCGGAGGCCUCCAAGCUAUGAAGCCUCUGAAGGAGGCGCACAUGAUUACUCUUAGGCACCUUCUUUCCACUAAACAGAGCUCGUGGGUUGCCAGACAAUCUGCGCAAACUGCAGUUUCGGGUGCAGGCAAUGUAGGUGCCUCGGAUGAAUCGUCAACCAUUGACGCGGGCAUUGAUGGAAGCAAGUGGAAUCGAGAAGCCAUCGCAUAA